CGCGUUCUAUGUGUGAUGUCGCUUUAUUUUUUAAAGACAACCAGCAGCCAAUGAACGAACGCCUUGCUUUCCUCGGCAGCCAAUCGUCGCGCGUGUUAUUGUUUGGCGUCCCGCUCCUCCGUCGAAAUACAGCACGGCCGUUAUUACAACGCAGCCUGUUUCCUUUUCCACUCUCAGAAGAAUUGGCGCCUUCCUGCCUAGCUCUAUUCGCCUCGCAGUGAGCAUCCCCCGGGCGCCCCGUGUCUGUAUCUCCGCGCCAUGCCCGAGUUUCUGCAAGACCCGUCCGUCCUCACCAAAGAAAAGCUGAAAAGUGAGCUGGUGGCCAACAGCGUGUCUCUGCCGACCGGGGAGCAGCGCAAAGAGGUCUACGUGAAGCUCUAUCUGCAGCACCUGACCGCCCGCAACCGCGGCACCCCCGACUUCUCCAGCGACGAGGAGAGGGAGGCCACCCCGGUGCGGGGCAGAGGGCGCCCGCCUGGACGGAAGGCAACAAAGAAAACAGACAAGCCUAGUGUAGAAGAGAAACCUGACAAGCCUAGCAUAGAAGAGCUACCUGAACAAGAUGUAACAGAACUCACUAAUGAAGCUCUAAAAGAGGAACUGUUGAAAUAUGGAAUAACACACGGUCCUAUUCUGGCCAAUACUAGGAAGCUUUAUGAAAAAAAGGUGAUAAAGGCAAAGGAGCAAGUCACAUCCAUAACAUCUGUAGUAGAUACCUCAAACACGGACAGUAACAAGCAAAAUGGAAACUCUGAUCCAGAACAUUACAGUGACAAUGAAGAAUCUAAGAUCGACCUUACUUUUGAGACAAGAGAACCAAUAAGGGCCAAGUCAAAGGCUCAGAUCACUUCCCGGUCCAGAAGGUUGGAGCAAAAUGAGACAGAGGAAGAUACUGAAGAAGUGGUAUUAAAUGUUAAAAGAGAAACCAGGCUCCCUCCAGAGGAUUUUGUUACUGAGAUUGAGGAAUUCUCCACCAUUUUAUGUAGCAUUUCUGGAGAUGGAAAUCCUGAACCGGAGAAGACGGUGGAGCCUGAAAAGGUUGGACGUGUACAGGCUAUUUCUAGGGAGGAGUCAAGAGUAGUACGAAGAACACCAAGGAAAAGGGUGGUAGCUGCAGAACCAUUGCCAGAUGAUGAUGCAGAUGUCUCAGAGAGCCCUCCAAUAACAGAAACUAUAUUGCCUUCAAGCAACCAGGCUCCAGUUGAUAAUCAGGUGACUGAGACUUUCAAGCACACAAAUGCUUUGCGAUCAUUCAUUGAGUUAUCAGAGUUGUCAAGGAGGACUCCAAAGAAACAGCCAAUCAGUGAAAAAUAUUUGAAUGUGCUACAGCAAACGGAUGCAGAAUCCCUUGUUAAUAAGUUCAAUGGCAUUAAUAAUAUUGGUCGUGCAGAUUCCUGUGAUCUUCUAAACACAGCCCUGAUAGAGGUGAUGUUAAUACUUUUUAGCGUUUUUGUUUUCACCUCGGAACCUUGCCAUACAAAUAAACAUUUAUUAUUCAUUUUGAAGGAAGCUGGCGACUUUGGUCAACAACAUGAGACUCCAAAAAAGACAAAACAGUUGAAAAUAACAAAGUUUGUAACGCCCAAAAGACAGAUUGUAGAAAAGACAUUUACUGAAGAAAAAAGAGAAGACAGGAAUGUUCUGAAGGAGAUGUUCCCAUAUGAAACUUUAACUCCCACAGGAAUAAGCGCCACCUGCCGCAGGCCAAUAAAGGGAGCUGCUGGGCGACCUUUCAGCAUGAAAGAUUAUAAAAUUGAAGAAGGUUACACUUCCAAGUAUGUCUCAAAGUACCAACCACUACUUGAACAGAAAGUCACAAAACCGAAAACUGGACGAUCGAUCCCCAUGUGGAUAAAGAUCCUUAUCUUUAUUGUUUUGGCUGUGUUCUUGUUCUUGGUAUAUCAAGUUAUGGAAACAAAUGAAGGGAAUCCCUUUUCUCUUUUCCAACAGGUCAGUCAGAGUUCGAAUACAGUUGACAACUGAUUUUUUUCAGGGUUUUUUUUUUUUUUUUUUUUUUUUAAAUAGCAGUCCUAGGAUUACAGAAACUGCUGUUUUUUCAAACAACCUUCAAAUCAUGACUACAGUUCAAACUCUUCUGUACAUUAAUAAAGAUGGUACAUAUGGACAUAAGAAAUUCAUUAUUUACUGUGGACACCAACUGGAAAGAGGACUGUGCCAUAACAAAUAACAUUAUUUUAUUAGAUCUCUGGAGCAUUUUGUAGCAGUUAUUUUUAACAGUAAUGCUUUAGUUUAGUUUUGAUGGAAUACAUUUUUGAAUCUGGAUGCAGAAAUUGUAAUUUAAUGUGAAAUAUUUCCAUACAUGUACUGGGUGACUGAAUGUACAAUGCGAUCAUGUUAUUUGGACAGUUUUUUGUGACAUGGUAGACAUUUGUCUAAUGUAUUAUAAACUUAUAAAGGGGAAUAUUUUUGCUAACUUGUGUAGCAUAGCUUGUUUAAAGGUGCUUCUAGACUACCUGUAGUUGUAUCUGUAUCUUGGUACGCAGCAUCCAUCUCCAUCAUUUGUAAAUUAUCCCUGCAAAAAGGGGUGAUGUGUUACGUAAAAUGCUUUGUUACAGAUGUUCAACCAUAUUUUGUAGCCAACAUAUGAAAAGGUAACCUACAGCUUGCAAAUGUGGAUUACUGUUUGUCUCUGCAUCAACCAUUGGCUUCGAAAAUAUGUCUAAUCUCGCUUGCAUGUAAUGCUAUAAAGGGUCCUGUUUUGAUGAAGCUGAAAAUUUUUCCCAGAUCUCUGAAUGACCGUACUGAUGAGCAAUGCAUUACCUGGCUAACACAUCAGCGGAACCCUUUAUAGGGGUGGACAUACUUUCCCUGUAAGACAUUUUAUAUUAUAGAAAAAUUUAUCAGGAGAUGGGCCGCAGACCACUUUCAGUGCAGUGGUACGGUAGAUCUAAAAAAAAAAAAAAUAAUUGGAAAGUGGGUCACUCUGUUAUGAGGCAGCUGUACACUAAAACAAAAUAUUUUCAAAAACCUUUUACUUUUAAUGUACUUUUAGAAUUCAUACAAGUUAUUAAAUCAUGAUGUGAGCAAUA
This is a messenger RNA of Rana temporaria (common frog), 3050 nucleotides long. RefSeq names its product thymopoietin (gene TMPO). The record is from RefSeq and is a predicted model, not a curated record. The coding region runs from base 259 to 1983 and encodes 574 amino acids. Lineage: Eukaryota; Metazoa; Chordata; Amphibia; Anura; Ranidae. The transcript is spliced from 11 exons. Gene Ontology annotation, molecular function: DNA binding.